Molecule: messenger RNA, 1154 nt
Organism: Exaiptasia diaphana
Lineage: Eukaryota; Metazoa; Cnidaria; Anthozoa; Actiniaria; Aiptasiidae
Product: tRNA (adenine(58)-N(1))-methyltransferase, mitochondrial
Exons: 5
Coding region: 157-1050 (297 amino acids)
Biological process (GO): tRNA methylation
Cellular component (GO): tRNA (m1A) methyltransferase complex
Source: RefSeq, a predicted model, not a curated record
AAGAACUUGGCAUUGUCGAUUCAUGUGGAAAAUAUUUUUAAGAAUGCAAAGUGGAAAAACUGGAAAGAUGCAUUGACGUUCAAAAAAUGGCGCGGAUUUUUAAAUCCCAAAACCGUCCUUCUGCAACAGAAAACCUUACCAUUUCAAAACGAAGAGAUGGUGGUUGUCACAGAGAAUCGUUUUGGUGGCUCUYCACGGCUCGUUAGACUUSUAUUGAAUAGCGAAACAAAACUGAAAACAAGAAAUGGAAAAAUUAAUGUACUGGAACACAAUUUCAUCCUCGGGAAGAAACAUGGUGAAAUCGUCCACUUGAAUGAUAUAACAUACAAAUUACAAAGGGCUUCUCUAGAAGAUUAUGUUUUGUAUAUGAAGAGAAUUGCUACACCUUCGUACCCUAAAGACAUACAAGCAAUGUUAUCUAUGGCUGAAGUCAGGCAAGGAAGUGUGGUGUUAGAGGCAGGAACAGGMUCUGGUGCUUUGACACUCUUUCUGUCUCAUGCAGUUGGUGACAAUGGRCAUGUACACAGUUUUGAUAGCAAUGAAAAGCACUUCAAGAAAGCAAAAGAAAAUGUGUCCAAUUGGAUCAUCUCCUGGAAUAAAACUAAAUUCCCRCAAUGGCCAGAAAAUGUGACUUUUUAUCAUACAUCAUUAAAGAAUUGCMGAGAUACACUGCCUAUAUUUUGUAAAGUGGAUAUGAUUUUGUUAGACUUGCAAUCACCUGAAAACUAUUUGGAAUUCUUGAUGCCUGUUAUAAAAGAGGAAUGCCCUGUUGUCAUAUUUCUUCCCAGUAUCACCCAAAUAGUGGAUGUUGUGAGUCAYUGCAACAAAAAGAAACUUCCAUUUGCUGUUGAUAAGGUUGUAGAAGUUUCUCAUCGAUUGUGGAAAAUACAACCUGUUACCCCUGUAGACUGUGAUAUAGAGGAAAAUCACAAAGAUGCAGAGAAUGGCAGCAUAGAAGAAACUAUGUCAUCAGUUAAAUAUGCUGCUAAGCCAUCCUUUCAGCAGUUUCCACAUACUGGUUUCAUCUUGAAGCUAAUUCAUAGAGAAUAGAAACUGGAAGGUUAUAAAUUAAAGCUUCCAUAAUUAUUAAUAUUUAUCAUUUUUAUAAAUAUCAUAUUUACAAUCAUGAUGUUUUUUAUACUUGUCACACAAAG